Podarcis raffonei (Aeolian wall lizard) is the source of this 5843-nucleotide messenger RNA. It is a transcript of the gene CDK5RAP2, whose product is annotated as CDK5 regulatory subunit associated protein 2. The transcript has 38 exons. Gene Ontology annotation, biological process: establishment of mitotic spindle orientation; centriole replication; microtubule bundle formation. Lineage: Eukaryota; Metazoa; Chordata; Lepidosauria; Squamata; Lacertidae. The coding region runs from base 133 to 5805 and encodes 1890 amino acids. The record is from RefSeq and is a predicted model, not a curated record. Gene Ontology annotation, cellular component: pericentriolar material; mitotic spindle pole; microtubule organizing center. Gene Ontology annotation, molecular function: transcription cis-regulatory region binding; microtubule binding; gamma-tubulin binding.
GCCGCUGAGGCCGUUUGAAUUCCGAGCCAGCCGCCAAACUCGGACAAUAACAGCCCGGGUCGCCGCCGGGGAAGUCGCAGCAGCCGCUCGCCUGCUCGCCCCUCCUCACCUCUCUCUCCCGCGUUUCCAGCUAUGGACUCGCUGCCGGGGGAAGACCCCACUUUGCCCUUGGAGUUCAGCGGCAGUGUGAAUAUGGCCAAACUUCUUGAUGUAUCGGGAGAUGAAGUCCGAAUUCGUCUGGGAGGUGAUGGAGCAUUACCAGAUGUUGCGGAAGACACAGUGUCACCAACUAGAGCACGGACCAUGAAAGACUUUGAAAAUCAAAUAAUUGAGCUGCGAAAAGAGAAUUUCAACCUGAAACUGCGCAUAUAUUACCUGGAAGAGCGCAUGCAGCAGAAAUUUGAUGGUCCCAAUGAAGACAUCUACCGAAUUAACAUUGAACUCAAAGUUGAAUUGGAAAGCUUGAAACGAGAACUGCAGGAGCGAGAGCAAUUGCUCAUCAAGGCUUCUAAAGCAGUGGAAAGCUUGGCUCAAGGUGAUGCUGAAAUCAAGCGUCUGAAGGAAGAGGCUCAUAAGGAAGUCCAGCAAGUGGAAGAAAGCUUGAAGUGCAAGAUAAGCCACUUAGAGGAGGAUCUUAAGGUGGCGAAGGAAGAAGUAGAGAAAGCGUUUGCAAUGACGGAGCAGGAGAGAGUACUAAGACUUGCAGCCGAACAGCAACUUUCUUUGAUUACAAAUAGGCAGUCAAAGGAUCUGGAUGUGAUGACAGUGCUUGAAGAAAAGGACAGAUGUAUUGAGCAACUGAGUCUUUCUCUGAAGAAUAAAGAAGCUUUAAUCCAGUGCUUGGAAGCAGCAGAGUCCGGACAUAGAUCAUUGGAGGAGAGUUUGUCAGAAGAAAAAAUCCAAGAUCAUCCUGGUGCUUUAGUGCUUGAGAAAGAGAAGGAGCUGGAGGGGCUCAGAACAGAAUUCUACAAUGCAAAACAUGACUUGGAAAAAAAGAUCGCAUCACUCCAGAAGGAACUUCAUGAACGAGAGAUGGAGCUUUCUGUCGAAAAGAUAAAUGCUUUGAAACGAGACAAAACUAUCCAGGGAUUAGUCCUUGCUGUAAAAGUGAAAGAAAAGGAGAAUGAAAAACUUUGCUCUGAAAUUGAAGAUUUAAACACAUCAUUGGCUGAAGCCACCCAGAAAAUUCAGAUGCGGAAAUUCAAGGGUGUUGAAGAUCCUCAGACUCUCUUGAUGGAAAAAGAAAGUCUCCUGGCGGAUUUGCGUUCUGAAAACCUGACCAAAGAUCUAGAGAACCAUAAUCUUCAAAGGAAAGUUAAGAAGACCGAACAAGAGUUGCAUGAUUUGAAUCUUGAGAAAGAGACAUUGGUAAAGGAACUAGAAGAGGCUCAGCUACAGAAAAGUAGAAGUGACAAAGCCAUUAAUGACCUUAGAAACCAGCUAGAGAAGUUUCACGAUGAAAUGGCUGACAAAGAAAAGGCCCUUGAGCUUCAUUACAGUGUUCUUUUGAGUGAAGGCAAUCAGAAAUUGCAGAGCCAGGAAUUAGUCAUCACACACCUCACAGCCAGCAUUGCUCAGAAGGAUGAGUUACUCCAGAAACUUGAUGGAGUGAUUAAAGAAAAGGCCAUGGAGUUUCAGACUCUUUUAAAAGAUAAAGAGGAUCUUCAGAAGCAGAAUGAAGAUUUAGAAAAGGAGAAGUGUGCUGCCCAGUCACAGCAGCCAAUGAUCCAGAUGAUCCCAGAUUUAGAGAAAACAAAGGAAUCUGAAUUUGCAGGAAUAAUGGAAGGUCUACAGAAAGAGAGUGACAUUUUUUCAGCUCUAAUAAAGUCCCUGCAAGAUACCAAUAGCAUAAAUAACCUUCAAGAAGAGUUGCACAACAUUUCUGUGUUGCGUAAGCAACUAGAAGAUGACAUCUUAGCUAACUGGAAUUUGCGGAGAGGGCUGGAAAGUCAAAUCAAAGCUAACAGAAGAGAAGAGGAAACCCUAUCUUCUUGGGGAGAACAGACGUCUUACAUGAGCAUUUGUUUAAGAGACCAGGGUGGUUUGGAGUUGCAGUUGGACCAGCUGUCUCAUGAGGAGCUUAAGAGAAAGGUUGCUGAACUCCUCUCAGUCGUGAAGGAGCUGCAUUUGGCAAAUCAAAACCUAAAAAAAAAUCAACUUGAAAUCUCCACAUUGGACAUUGUGGCAAAGGAAAGUCAGGAUACUCUAGACCAGAGUGAGUUCCUUGAAAGAACAGAAGAAAGUCGGACUCUGACAGAAGCUUUCAAUGACCAGACAAACAGCCAGAGUGGCCAAUCUACUGAGACACCCAAUGAGCAGGCAACUCCUUCGGAUUAUUCGGAUAUACAGUGUCUGAAUCUAAAUAAGCCUGAGUUUGAACAUGAGCUGGCUGAUGGCAAAUGCUUUGGCAGAAGCACAACAGGGAAAAAAGGCGAAGCUCGAGAGAGUGGUUUGCUCAUGUCUCUUUUAAAUGAAAAUGGAGUGGCACUGCUUGGAUCUAGAGAAGAACAAAUACAAAUUACAAAUAACCUGUUAGAUCAUCUGAACACAAGCGAGCAAGACAGUUCAAGUGGCCAUCUAGAGAAUAAAGAUGAGAAAGAUCUUAAGCAACUGAUUAUUCAGCUAAGAACUGAACUUGAGCAGCAAAGGCAAGCAAAUAAAUUCCUGAAGCUGCAAGUUGAAUCCAAAUCUACUUUGACUGAGGAAGAAGGGCUUGAUCCCAAAACAAUGCUACAGAUUCAUGUGGAUAUUGGAUCAUCAAAAGCUAAAGUGAAAACUGUAGCUACUCAAACAGGGACUGUUGAAGGUAACAUCGUGGGAGUGAAACAUGAAGGCCAAAUAGCAAGCUCUGAAUACAAAGCAGCAUCUUCAAGAUUAAAUGAAGAACCUUGGCGGGAGAGAGCCUCUGUGAAGAGUGAACAGCAAGAGAUCCUUCGGCAUACAAGGAAAAUGAACAAAAGUGAUCCUUGCCAGCCAUUCAAGAAAUCCUGUUUGCCUGUUUUACUGAAGUUAUCCAAGUCGUUAGAAAGCAUCUCCUUAAAGGACCCCAUCUGGAAGCCAGACAUGCAACUUCAGCAUCGCAUCUUUACCUUGGAUGAAGAUCUGAAGAAAAGAAUUAUGCAGCCACUUAAUGAUGAAUUGCAGCCAAAUGAAGUUGUGAGUGAGAGAUCUGCUCAGGAAGGGAUAUUACUAGGAGCUGAGUCAUUGAUCAGAGUAAAUGGCUCUGAAGUGGAUGUCACCUUGGUCAGUGGUGAAAGCAAAGGCGAAACAGCCAAGGAUCCGAGCAGCAGCCAAGAAACAGAAACUUCCACACCUGAGUCAAAGCUUGCUAUGAAAGAGCUAAAUCAAGAGUUUGCUUUCUCAGAGAAGGAAGAUGUUGAUGCAACUACCACAUACUCAGAUUCUAGGAGCCUGCUUUCACUCAGCUUAAGAAUUACAAGCAUAGAUGCAUUUGACUAUGAAGCUACUGAUGACAUUGAAGAAUUGAGACAAAUAAUUAAGAUUCUGAAGUCUGAACUGGCAAAGUACAGGAUGCUGAUGAUCCACUUUGAGCCUGCCAAGCAACUCCCUUCUGGUGAUAUUUUAAGUACAACUCAGAAUGAUGGGGAGCUGCCCACGCACCAUCAUUUUCUUCCCAUAAUAGAUGCCAGUAGACCAGAGUUGCAAACUUUCUCUGAUGAGCAUCUGCAAGAGGAGCCUCAAAUCCGCAUCAAGGAUCUCCCAUCUCAUGACUUGGAGCAACAAAAUGAAAAAAAAAUUCAAAAGCUGAAGGAGCUGCUGUCAGAGAAUGAGAUGGAGUUGGAAAAAGAGCAGAUUGCAAACAUACAUCUUCUGGAUGAGGUGUGCCGUCUGCAAAAUAAACUUAAAGGAGUUUCACUGGCUAGGCACGAUUCCCCAAUCCACUCUCCAGUACAUGAGCAGUCUUACCAGCGUCAGAAAAUUCAAGAGAUCCACAGCAUCUGUGCAACUUACCGCCAGCACCUGUCCAAUUUGAUCAGAGCUUUUGAGGAGCUCUUGCAGGCCAGCGAAGUGGAUUAUUGUGUUGCAGAGGGCUUUCGCGAACAGCUGAAUCAAAGUGCCCAGCUGUUUGAGAGGCUGGAACAGCAGUGUCUGUAUGGAGAGUCAAUAGAUGAUGAGAUGACUCAACUGUGUGGCCUUGCACGAAGUUUAUCUGACUUGGAGAUGCCACAAAAGCCAUCCUCUUUGGAAUCCCCCCAGCCUGAAAAAGAAGAAACGGAGGGUGAGAGGGAAAACCUGGCAAUCAUGCCGGUCAAAUUCCCCCCAGAGUUGUUGAUGGAGCAUCUCCAAGAAAUACGAAUGUUGAGGCACCAGCUUGAGGAAUCCAUCAGAACCAACGACCGACUAAGGAAGCAGCUUGAGCAACAAGUGUCAGACUCUGCUCAGGAGCAAGGUUCUGCAAACGUUUGUAUUCGUGGCUCGGAGCAACAUAAUUCCCUGACUUCUGAAAUUCAUUUCCUGAGGAAGCAAAAUCAGGCUUUGAAUAUGAUGCUGGCAAAGGGAUCUCAAGAGAAACAAAAGGAAAAUGAAAAGUUGAGAGAAUCCCUGUCGAAGAAGCACCUUGCUGCUGAGCGCCUUCACAAGGACUACGAGCACCUCAAGAAGGAGAAGGAGAAACUGCAGAAGCAGCUUGGGAAGCAAGAGGAAGAAAAUGGGCAUCUGACUCAUGAUAUUUACAGUGUUAGAAACGAACUAAACAGGCUGCAAAUUGAGCUGAACGCCAAACAGCAUCAGCUGUCAGAGAACGACAAAUUACUACACUCACUACAACUGGAGCUGAAGGUAUACGAAAAGUUAGAUGAAGCAAUCAGAAGUCAAAAAGAUCUCGGCCGUGACGGAUCAGAUGAAUGCUGGAAAGAUCAAAACCAUCCACUUGACUUGCAUGAACUAUUGACUGAAAUACAGAACUUCAGAAUGCAGCUUGAAAGGAGCAUCAAGGCAAACAAGACGUUGCAUGAAAAAUUGGAAGAACAGCUUUCCAGAGGAAAGAGAGAGGGAGACAGCUUGGGGUCAACUGUAAAUAUCGGCUGCCUUUUAAAGCAAGAAUUGCAGCAUUACACUGGGAUAAACGAUCUUAAAUUCUCUGCUAUGGACAGCAAUGUCAUUGAAUUGCAACGGAAGUACGGAACCUGCAUAGCGCCAUGGAAUGCAGAUACAGAGCUGGCUGUGGAUAAUUCAGACAGUUCCUCCCGAUGCAACUCACCGGCAAACCAUUCCAGUGACCCUUGCCUCGUUCCCAGCCAUUGUGUGUGGGCAGACAAAAAUGGCCGGCACAUCCUUGGCUUGAUCGAAGAUUAUAACUCUUUACAGAAGCAAAUCUUGGAAGGGCGAAAAAGGUUGUCUGAGCUGGAACUUCCUCUGAAAGAAGCAGGACUUCAAGAACUGGGAGUGACGGUUCCACAGCUGGCAUUCCUGAGCAGGCUUUCUACAACCAUUUGUGCAAUCCAGCAUAACCUAGAAGAAGCUGCUCGUUUGUUGAAGCUCCUUUGGAGAGUCUCCCUCCCAAUGAAAGUUGUCCACAAUGUUGGUUAUGCGUUUCAGGAUGAACACAUGAAAGCAGAAAUAAAGAAGCUCCAUCGGAAACUGGCCGAGCAGGAAAAAAGGCUGCAUUGCACAGUCAAAUGCUUACAUGCUACCAACCAGCUGAAAGAAAACAUGGAGAGAGUCAUCAUUGAUCAGUUGGCUUUAACUCAUGAUGUCUUAAGGAAGGCACGAGGAAACCUUGAAGUUCAGCCAGCUGAAAACAAGACAUCAGCCUCCAGCCUCAGCAGGAAAAGGGUUUUGUGAACCUUCUGCUUCCCCUAAUAAAGACCAUUUCCCCCCUA